This is a messenger RNA of Gracilinanus agilis (Agile Gracile Mouse Opossum), 1693 nucleotides long. Its product is annotated as histone deacetylase 1-like. Gene Ontology annotation, molecular function: histone deacetylase activity. Lineage: Eukaryota; Metazoa; Chordata; Mammalia; Didelphimorphia; Didelphidae. The record is from RefSeq and is a predicted model, not a curated record.
AUGGCACUGACUCAGGGCACGAAGCGAAAAGUCUGUUACUACUACGACGGGGAUGUCGGAAAUUACUAUUAUGGUCAGGGCCACCCAAUGAAACCCCAUCAAAUCCAAAUGACUCACAACUUGCUACUAAACUAUGGACUCUACCGGAAGAUGGAAAUAUAUAGGCCCCACAAAGCCCAUGCUGAUGAGAUGACAAAGUACCACAGCGAUGACUACAUUAAGUUUUUGCGCUCAAUCCAUCCUGAUAACAUGUCGGAGUAUAGCAAACAAAUGCAGAGAUUUAAUGUUGGUGAAGACUGCCCAGUGUUUGAUGGCUUGUUUGAGUUCUGUCAAUUAUCCACCAGCGGAUCUGUUGCAAGUGCGGUGAAGCUUAAUAAACAGCAGACGGAUAUUGCUGUGAACUGGGCUGGGGGCCUGCACCAUGCGAAGAAGUCUGAAGCAUCUGGCUUCUGCUACGUCAAUGAUAUUGUGUUGGCCAUCCUGGAACUGUUAAAGUACCACCAGAGGGUGCUGUAUAUUGACAUUGACAUUCACCAUGGCGAUGGCGUGGAAGAAGCUUUCUACACCACAGAUCGGGUUAUGACAGUGUCCUUUCAUAAGUAUGGAGAGUACUUCCCGGGAACGGGGGACCUACGGGACAUUGGAGCUGGCAAAGGCAAAUACUAUGCUGUUAACUACCCACUUCGAGAUGGGAUUGAUGACGAGUCUUAUGAGGCCAUCUUCAAACCAGUUAUGUUCAAGGUAAUGGAGACUUUUCAGCCCAGUGCAGUGGUCUUGCAGUGUGGUUCUGAUCUGUCUGGAGACCGCUUAGGUUGUUUCAACCUGACCAUCAAACGCCAUGCCAAGUCUGUGGAGUUUGUCAAGAGCUUCAAUCUCCCCAUACUGAUGCUGGGAGGGGGUGGCUACACUAUUCAUAAUGUAGCCAGGUGCUGGACAUAUGAGACCGCUGUGGCCUUGGACACAGAGAUCCCCAAUGAACUUCCCUACAAUGAUUACUUUGAAUACUUUGGACCUGAUUUCAAACUUCAUAUCAGCCCAUCUAACAUGACAAACCAGAAUACCAAUGAGUACUUGGAGAAGAUCAAACAGAGGUUAUUUGAGAACCUUCAGAUGUUGCCACAUGCCCCUGGUGUCCAGAUGCAGCCCAUUCCUGAGGAUGGCAUGCAGGAGGACAGUGGAGAUGAGGAUGAGGAAGACCCUGAUAAACGCAUUUCAAUAUGUUCCUCAGACAAGAGAAUUGCAUGUGAAGAGGAGUUUUCAGACUCAGAUGAAGAAGGUGAGGGUGCUAGGAAGAAUUCAGCUAACUUCAAGAAGGCCAAGAGGGUCAAAAUGGAAGAGGAGAAAGAUCGAGAGCCAGAGGAGAAAAAAGAAGCAAAAGAGGAAGAGAAGUCAAAAGAAGAGAAACCUGAAGCCAAAGGGGUGAAGGAGGAGACCAAGUCAGCCUGAGUUCUCCAGCUUUCCUUGGGACCUGCAACCCACACCUCCUUCCCAUUUCCUUACCCUUACACCCUCAGAGUUUAUAUUUUCUAUAUGUCUCUCUAUUUAUAUAUAAAUAUAUGAAAUAGAACUGGCCCCAGAACACAGGAACCAGGGGGUUUGGCUGCCUGAUCCAGUGCCUUUGUUGCCCUGUAUACCUGAGCCCCAGGCAGGUAAAUCCAUUUCUUCUUUCCCUGUAUUAUUUUAAAGGCGCCCC